Molecule: messenger RNA, 300 nt
Organism: Mycosarcoma maydis (corn smut)
Lineage: Eukaryota; Fungi; Basidiomycota; Ustilaginomycetes; Ustilaginales
Exons: 2
Coding region: 1-300 (99 amino acids)
Source: RefSeq, a predicted model, not a curated record
AUGAUGAGAGCCACAGCUGUUCAGCUACUCAAGGUGAAACCCGUACCAGCAUCUGCGAUCCCGUUGUUGCGACUUCCACCGUCCACGACGUCGCACAAAGCCACAUCGAUCACAUCCACUGCAGCGCGCUCACGAACUGCAUCGGUAGAUGUGGCAGCUCAACUCGAAAACAAGCUCGUAUCGCGCCAAGGCCUCGGUGCUAACGUACGCAUUUCGAAACCUGUCAGCAACAAGGAUCUGUACUGGAAGGUCCCAAAAGCUCAACGCGACAUUCUGAAGAAACUCUUGAAAGAGGCAUAA